Messenger RNA from Lathyrus sativus (Indian pea), 867 nucleotides. The record is from the annotation of a GenBank genome assembly. NCBI's taxonomy places the organism in Eukaryota, Viridiplantae, Streptophyta, Magnoliopsida, Fabales, Fabaceae.
AUGGCAGAAAACAUGAAACAACCUCGUCUUGUUACUAGGAAGUUCUUAGCCAAACCUCAACGAGAAGGUGUUGGUGCUCUUGUUAGAAGAAGCAUAGGAAGAUUUGAGCUCAAGUACUUUGAUCCUUUCCUUCUCUUGGAUGAAUUCUCAGUUGCUGCUCCUGCUGGAUUUCCUGAUCAUCCUCAUAGAGGUUUUGAGACUGUCACAUAUAUGUUACAGGGUGCUAUAACACAUGAAGAUUUUGAAGGACACAAAGGAACAAUUGAAGCUGGUGACUUGCAGUGGAUGACUGCUGGCAGAGGGAUUGUGCACUCUGAAAUGCCUGCUGCUCAAGGAAUUCAAAAGGGUUUGCAACUAUGGAUCAACCUUGCUUCCCAACAUAAAAUGAUUGAACCAAAGUAUCAAGAAAUUUUAAGCAAGGACAUAGUAGAAUCUAUGCAAGAUGGUAUCAUGGUUAGGGUUAUAGCAGGGGAAGCACUUGGGAUAAAGUCUCCAAUUUACACAAGAACACCAACAAUGUACUUGGAUUUUACUCUUAAACCCGGAUCUCACUUACAACAACUUAUACCAAAAUCUUGGAAUGCUUUUGUGUAUGUUUUGGAAGGAGAGGGUAUUUUUGGAAACCAAAAAUCUCAUCCUACAACCUCUCACCAUAUUCUUCUUCUAGGUAAUGGGGAUGGCGUGGAGGCAUGGAAUAAAUCUUCUAAGGUACUAAGGUUCAUUUUGGUUGGAGGAGAACCAUUAGGUGAACCAAUAGUGCAAUUUGGACCCUUUGUGAUGAAUACUCAACAAGAGAUUGAUCAAACCAUUGAUGAUUUUGAAAACUAUACCAAUGGUUUUGAGAAAGCAAGAGAUUGGAGAUCUUAG